Messenger RNA from Symbiodinium natans, 8490 nucleotides. The record is from the annotation of a GenBank genome assembly. Lineage: Eukaryota; Dinophyceae; Suessiales; Symbiodiniaceae.
AUGUCGCUUGUCGGCGCACUUGUCAAGAAGUUCUUGGCGCUGGAAAAGUACUUCGUCAAAGACAAGGGCAGCGUCACCCCACACGCUGGUAAACGCUCGCUCCAUGUUGAACAAGGUGUACUGAACCCCGAGCUGCUUGCGGGGUCCCCGCUUAAGCUCGUUGACAGCUGUGUCAAUUUCGAUGCUGCAGUGAGUUUCAAUGAGGAUCAGCCGAACAGAGUCCAGAGCCACCAUGGGAUCUCGCUGGAGAUUGAAGUUUUGUCAGCGCCUUACCAGGAGGAGCAGGAGGAGAAAGAAGAAGCUUUGCAACGCUGGCGCCGACGCAAGGCUGAGAAGGUGGAAGCGAGAGUUGCGGCAGAGGUGGCCCCAGCGCCAGCGCCUGCAUGGCGGCGGCUGGGGCGGGCCAUGCGCAGCAGGCUCAUCCCGGAGAUGCAGAGCCGCUGGGAGGUGGAUGUGAAGGAGGUGCAGCUCAUACUGCGAACAGAUCGCACCGGACAAGGAAUCACGUUGCGCAUUGCUAAGCUGGCUGUGAAUCGCGACCGCGUGGGUGGAUCAACAGAAGUCAAUCUGGAAGGAAUCACAGCCGAGCUUGUGUCAGUUUCUGGAGGCACCUGGGGCUUCGGCAACACACCUCUGCUCCAGCACUUCGGCCUGACGGCCACACUGGGUGCAGCCAACGUGGAGGCGUCUCCUCGUGAAGAGAACGAGGAUGGCACCCGACUCAACGUGGUCCUCAGCGAGGCCUCCGGGAUGCAGCCCUGCCUGGCCGCCACCCCGGGAGCCGUGCAGGUGGUCAAAGACCUGGUUGAUGCUUACCUCGACGGGGUCGCUGCCGCUACAUCAGCACUGCGUGCUUCAGCAUUGGAAAAGCUUGAGGAAGCUCCGGCAGUCACGCCUGAGGUCUACCAGGAACUGCUGAAACUGGACAACCCCACACGGGAGGAGCGGGCCAAACGCGACUUCAUCGAGGCCGUUGCGACAGUGGCUUGGCUGGCUGAGUGCCAGGUCCGUGCCAAAGCGCUGGCCACCCGCCCAGCAGACGAGGAGAUCAGCUUGGACGCCUUCCUUGAGGAGUCAGAUGAUGUGUCCAAGCCACAGCUCUUCUCACUGAGUCUGGAGGUGCCGUCCGUCGCCGCCUCUUGCACCUCCGUAAAGCGGCCAGACCAGCCCGGCUUGAGCUUGACACUCAAGGGCGCCUCGCUGGCUCUGCGUGGAACCCUUCCAGCGACUUCGGCACCAGAGGCAGAAGGUCUGCCUCAGGAAGUAGUGGUCGACGCGCAGCUCGAGCAUCUGGCGCUGCGCGUCACAACUAUUCAUGGUGACGAGGAACUGGUGGUGCUGUCUGGCGAUGCUGAAAGGUCCUUGGCGGCCGUUGAUGUGUCUGCUCAUGUUCGGCGUCGAGAGGUCUCUACCUGCAGUUGGUCAACGACCUUGCAGUUGAAGCAGGCACCGCUGCGAUUCCUGCUGGCACCACUCCGCCUACGACAUACACUAAGUACCGUUCAGGAUGUGGCUGCUGUCCUGGAGGUUGGUGCAGAGAGACAAAGCCAAGGACAGGCAGGGGAUGCCCACCCGGAAGACCAUGCGGUGUCCAACCGGGAGAAGGAGGGUACAUCAUCUGUCGAUGUGAUGUCGCUAGAACUCGACUUGGACGUGGCGGCACCUGUGCUGCAUUGGCAGGAGCAUCUGGAGGAAGCUUUCAUUCUACGCUUCGGCCGUGUCCGGCUGCGCACUGUAGAGAAUAGCACGGAGCCUCUUCGCGUGCCUGAGCCUGCCGAGUUCCCUGCCGCUGCAGCAAGUGCGACAGCUGCGCCAGCAGCAUGGUGUCUGUUUGAGGAUGCCGGCAUCGUCCUCGGCCAGAGUGAUGUCCUGAUGUUCGGCAAGGUGGCACUGCAACUGCGACGGACUGAGGAGGGCCACUACGAGCUCGCAGCAGGUGUAGGAGGCGAGAAGUCAGAUUCGGGUUGGACAGUUUGUGCCUACGCAGGCAUCGAGGGGUCCCUUCACACUGAGCUGUCCCGGCGAGUGGCCAAGCUUUCCGAGGCAAUGCGAGCAUUGGUCAAGGAAGCUUCGGAAGAUCGCGCCGCCAUCGCUGCGCUCCGCCGCUUUCGCGAGGCGUCACAGCCCAGGAGAUCUCGCUUCUAUUCCGCAUGGGAGAAGCUUGAGAUCUACGGGCCGGCACAGGUGCUGGAUAGAAGCACGGAGGUUUCUGGACAAGUGACCGAGGAUGAAGCACCUUCCACAGCGGUUGCUCCGACACGAGAGGAAGAGGAAGAGGCCUUUGUUGGUUAUGGCAUCCGUGCACCCAGUGUCCCCGCGGUCGUCAGCGCUGUGCUGCACCUUGAGAGUGCCUCGCUGCGAAUUUUCGGGCAACAGCCUCGAGGUACGCACAGCUUCGCCGUUGCGCAUGCUUCGCUGGAAGGAGUCCAGCUGCGCGUGCAGCUUCUCUGCGAGCGACCAGGCGCCACCGCCAGUGCCCUCUACACCUCGUUGCAGCUACAAGCCGCCAGCCUCUCACUUCGCUCCCGACGGCUUCUUACUCCCAGAGCUACGGGCGCUGUUCUGCUUGAAAGCUCUGCCUUGGUGCCGCUGCAGGCAGCGGAACGAGCACCACUUUUCGGCGUGAAGUUGCAGCAGCUGGCAGUACUGUAUCGCCAACGUGACAGUGCUGCGCUCAUCGGCCUCCUGCGUUCUGUCUGGAGACCGCUGCAGGCAGCGAAUGACGUACCGGGCAGUCAGAAGAGGUCUUCGACAUCCUCACUGGAUCAGCAGCAGGUGGCAGAAGCCUUUGGCCUCGAAGCAAAGUCGUCAAAGUGGAAGCGUCCCUUGUUUCGCUGCUGGAUCGGGGCGCCGAAGGUCUUCCUUCCAACGGAUCCAAUCCGGCGCCGCUCUCUGGCCAGUGGGGAGGUCCAGUGCGGUCAUCUUGAGGAGCGCAACGGAGUGGUCGACUUCAACGCGAUGCCUGGCGAGGAGUUCAUCGUCAUCGACUUUGGAUACGUCACCCUCCAGCGAAAUGCCGAAAGCCUCGAGACGCUGGAUGUGAAGCUGUACGAGGUCGACCUUCGCAUGGCCGGCAAAAAGGGCCAACUUGCCUCCGUCCUGCAGUUGCCACCAACUCCGCCGAGGCAACUUGCAGUCCCACCGGAGAACCAGGCUGAUUCCGAUGUGGCCAGCAGAGCUGCUACCAUACGUGUGGAUGCCACGUUGCGUCAGGGCCGGGAUGGGGCACGCCUUGAGGCUUCACUGCAGCCCUCGAGUGGCGAUCAGCUGCAAAUUGUGCUCAGCCGCAGUGAUCUCACGCGCAUACUCGACGUGCUGGCGGAGAACCGUGGCUACGCUGCCGCUGAGGCUGAGGAGGUGGAAGACACUGCCCGGGAGUCCGAGGCCAGCUCGUUUGUCUCGGCCCGUGAGAGCCAGAGCGCCAGGACGCGAAGCCUCGACGCGCUGCCUUCACCAGCUCCGCAGGCUCCGCAGGCGCGCGCUCGCACUCUGGCCACGCUGCGCUCGGCAAGCCAGCUUCCGGAGCUGCGCCCUUGGCCAAACGGGCAAGCAGGUCAAGAAGCCGUCGGCCGGCCAUUCACGUUAGAGUGGUCGAAUCCAGCAGUAUUGCUCAUCCGAGUCCAAUUCACUGACUUGGCUCCUCUGGCUUCGCUCGCUCUCCAAGGGAGCCGGAUCUCUGCCAAACUAGAUCCUGAUCUCCAGCUGAAGGUCUCUUGCCGAUCCUUAGACAUCGAGGACUUGCGUGUGCGAUCCCAGAACGCUGACAAAUCAGUCCUCCGCGGAAGCUCGCUGGUCCUAGCCUGGCAGAGUGAGGCAGGCCAGCAGUCGGCUUUGUCCGUCCGGCUCACCCGAGCCACAGUGCAGGUGCUCCCGAUGCUGUUUGCAGACCUUGCCACGUGGGGCGUCUCGGCCUGGCGGCUUUGUGCUUGGGGACGGUGUGUGGCCCCACUGCCAGAACCCGACAGGCUGCCCUGGGACCUUUCCGAACUGCGCCCGCUUGGCGCCGCCAGCCUGCUGAUCGAGGUCGAGCUGCAAUCAGCAUCGUUCCGGUUGCCAACAGAUUGGGCAGCGCAGCAGGACUACUUUGAGUUCUGCGGCAGCCCGCGAGAGAACGGCGCCGUCUUCUCGGCAUCGCUGCUUAGUUGUGAGGCCGGCCUGGAAUUGACUCGGGUAGCUCUGCAAGACUGCAAAGUGCAACGAUGCGCCGCAGAAGUCCCGAGCGCCGUGCUGUGCAGUGACUUCGGCCUCCGCACUGCUGGCCGAACCUGGGCAUUGCCACCGCGCAGUGGACUGAUCCUGAGGCCGGUCGAGUUGCAACCCUUUGACCUGCGCAUUUCGACCAAAGACACCGGUGCUCUGCUCGCGGCCGCCGGCUCCCUUGCCAGUGCUGAAGCAAGCAGCUCCGAGCCCGUCGAGGAACUGCUCCUCCGCGACCCUCAUGCGCCAACGGCCACCUCGGCCUGGUGCUUGGACUUGGACGGCAAAGUUGGCAACGCCCGAGAUUCUUCGAAGCACGCCAUCGACCUGCAGAUCCUGGAUUACCGACAGCCGGGAAAGCUGCUUGAUGUGCGUCUGAGUUUGCCAUCCAUUCAUGCGGAGAUUCGGACAGCAACUGGCCAAGCUUCGACAGUGUUGCUCCGUGCCGAGAUGCUGGAGCUGGAGGUGGAGUCCUACAACCGCACCCUUCGCGUCAUGGAACCGGUCGUGCUUCCCAUUCGCUUGGAUGCUGAAUACAAGGUGGCCAGUACAUCCUCCUUCCGCGUGACCUCCAGGGAGAAGCUCCAUUUGGUUAUCACGCCGACUUUCAUUCGCCUCGUGAUGCAACUUCAAGAAGAGCUGGCAGCAGACGGGGCUGUGCCACAGCAGAAGUCCGCAUACUUGCCGCUACUUACAGGAUUGAACCUCACUGGUGCAGCCUGCGAGGUCGUGGCUGGAUCCACACGUAUCAAGCUUCCCGCAGCACGCGAGAUGCCGCUCGACGUGCUUCUCGCGGAGGACAACGCGGAGCUGCGAAGUCUUGGAGACCCAGCGCCACCAUUGAGGCUUCCUCUGAGCCGGCGUCUAAACACAUCCUUCCUGGCAGAGCCCCGAUCCUGGCAGUGCGGCGAUGCCGAGCUGAUCGCCCAGUUGGGCCCAAACCCCGCUGCGGCGAUGGGGCAACGACUCCUCGUCACUUCCAGGGUUUGCUUUGCCAACCUGACGGAUGUGGCGCUUCAAUGGCGCUUGCUCAGGCCACGCUCAUACGGCAUGGACUCAUCGACUGCGGAGCUGCUCCAGGUCACGCAGCCACUGCCGGUGGCGGCCUCGUGCCUGGGCUUCCCUGCUGAGGGCAGCGGCAAGGAGCCAGGCUGCGGCCCGGACUGCCUCGGAGCAAGGCAAGCAGUAUCUCUUCCGCCGUCGGCGUUGUCUGCGCCAGCAUCUGGCUCGAUGCCGUUGGCUCUUCUGCAGGUCCGGCCGGCAAGCCCCGCAGGGGCUUCACCCGCCGAGAUUUUCAGCUGGAGCGAACCUGUUCCGGUCUUCCACCGUCGGGCCACCGAGCCCAUCGUGCCAGGGCGUCGAAGGAGCACACGAAGCAGCGUUGCCAGCGCAGAAUCUGCCGAUGGGGACCAGUUCCGGCGGUGCCAGAACGCCUCAGGGAGCUGUCCGUUGAGAUUCCGCAUCGUCGAGGACGGCGGUCGGCAAACACUCUGCGCAGAGGCGCCACUCCGGCUCCGCAACGCCUGCCCCGUGCCGCUGUUAGCGACUUUCGAGCCAGAGCUUCACCGUGAGGAGCUGGAGACCAUCCCAGCAGGAGCUGUGCGGGUUGGGGCCCUGGCAAAAGUGUUCGACGGCCUGGGCGGCUUCAUCGCUGUAGCGAUCGCUGCUGCCACUGCGGAUGAAGAGCUGAGCGGGGGUGGCGCCGAGCUCUGUCCAGUUCGUUCAGAUUUGAAUGGCUUUCUGUGGUGGGAGCUGGAUGGCUCACUCCGCCACGUUGCCAUACCCCAGGGCACCAACGCCGUGGAGCUGCGACGGACACAGGCAGGCCUCGCCUUCCGCUGCCUCCGAGCAGCAGCGCUGCCCGGCCGAGGCUGCCAGGUGCUGCAGCUUGAUCCCCGGGAGCCGCUCCCGAUCUUCGAGCUGCCAAUGGCUCCGACCAGGCUCUCAGUCGCCUUGCCUGGCGGCAGCGGGCGAUCCGAAUGGAGCCUGCCGCUGCGCUUGCCGUCCGUGUCGCAGCGAGGCGAUUUGCCAGUGCAGCACUGGGCUUCGUCAUCUUUCGAGGUUUUGUCGUGUCACCUACCAGCCGAAGAAGUCUUGGAGGUGCGCUGGGCGCGUGCCAUCUUCCCGCUCUUUGCACGCCGGAGCGAAGUCCCUCAAACGGAAGUGGUGAUCGGCGCUCGACGCUGGUUUGUCAAUAGCUCAAGUUUGCCGAUCCAGCUCGUACUCGCGGAUGGAUCGGCGCUGCCACAUCUAGCCUCGGAAGGUGCUACGCUUCUGGCUCAUCCCCUUCAAGAGGUGGAUGCUGCAGAGGCACAAAGCUGCAUGCAAAGGAUCUGCGGCUGCUUCCGUGGAUCUUCAGAUCCAGAUCUCAGCUCCACCAUCUCCGUGGCCUGUGGUCGUGAUUGUGUCCAAGUCCAGCUGCCAGGUGUUGGCGGCUUUGAAGAUGUUUCCUUCCCAAGCGGAGAGGAGUGCGUCCUCCGCGAAGAGAGUCUUUCCCUUGCCAUGACAUUCGGGCUCGAUUGCAGCCUGAUCUCUCUGGCUCCAUCGUUAGUCAUCUACAACUGCUCGUCGGAGCAGGUUGGUUUCUUGUGGUGUGGGCAGGUGCCUGCCCAAGCCGAGUGGCUCAGCGCGGGCCAGUGCAAAGCGCUGCGGGUGCCCGCAGAGCUCAGUGAAGAGAGCAGCAGAAGCUUGCUGCUCCCCGUGGCCAGGGACGCCGCGCCAGAGCGGCCAAAGUUGCAGGUCCUGGUCAAGUCAGUUCGCGAUGAGCUUCUGAUUUCCCCCCCCUUCGCCGUUGACCGGGCCGCUGCAGGCUGCAGUGCAGCCCUGGCGCUGCCCUCCUCCGGUCGUCCCGAGCUCCGCCGGGUGGCUGUAGACGAGGCCUUCGGGGCCGUGGCAGUCUCCGUGUUUGGUCGGGAGCGCUGCCAUCAGCUGACAUGCGAGGAGGGGCUGGAGGCUUAUGUCGACACGGCCCCGUCCGAUGUUGCACGCAGUGGCGCCAGCAUCUUCUUUGGGGUGGCAGAGCCAUUUGACAGCUCGCCCUCUGUUGUGCUGGUGUUGCAGCGACCAGGGCCUGGCAUAGCUCGCAUUACCGUCGCUCUGAGCCGGAACAACACGCAGGCCAUUCCGGCCACUUCGUCGCUGGGCGUGCCCGCACGAGUGGACGUUAGCAUCAAGGAACGUGUUGCGACGGUUUCCGUGACCUUGGGCCAUGGACGUGUGGACGAGGAGGCCGCGGAGUCGGAGAUGUGCCAUGACCUGCAGCUUGGCGGCCUGACAUUGUCCCUGGCAGAGUCACCAGGCCCGCAGGAGGGUCCUAUGAUGGGUUUCAGCCCCGAGACGAUCUCCGUCGCCUUGGACGGAUUUCAGGUGCGAUUACGACGGUUCGCGAACGACAGCGAAGAGUUCAAAAUCCGCAUUGACGCCGUGCAAGUGGACCUGCGCCCAAAGAAGGCGCGGGACCUGGAGGCCCGGGUGCUCCUGGCCUCGCUGCCACGGCGGCCGUUCCUUCGCUGGAGCUCCUUGCGCCGUGCGCGCAGCGACCCUGCCGAGUGGCGCAUGGGCCUUUGCCGUUUGGACUUGGGUCCGGCGGAGGUUACCGUGACAGAAGCUGUCUGGCAGGAGGUCGGCCGUUUCCUGGACCUGGCUGCCUCUGCCCCCAGGGGGCUGGACCAGCAGGCAUUUUCGGCGCGCAUGGACAAGGAGCUGCCAACCUCGCCGCCGAAGAGCGGACAGCGCUUACAACUCGAGCAGCUCAGCGUCGAGGCAGUGAGCCUCAAAGUUUGGUGCUCGCUCUACCUGCCCGAGGCAACGUUCCUCCCUGCAGCCCUGCGCUCGGCCGUGGAGUUCUGGGGCCUGGGCACUGAGACAUUGGUGGUUGAGGGAGCAAAGGUACGCGUUGCUGCACAACCCUGGCUCGUUGGAAGAGGUGGGCGUCAGCUUGUGGGGUCGGUGUCUUCCGUCCUGGACAGCUUGUCUCGCGCCUACUUGCCACAGGUGAGAAGCUCAAUAUUCUCUCUUGUCGCCAAUUCCAACGCUGCCCUCGGUGGUCUCCUUGGCCUGCGCUGGUGGCGCCGGCUUUUCGGCUGUGCCCGGCGUCAGACAAUCCGCAGCGUGCGCCCUGAGCUGUGCGCCCUGGGAGUGGACGGUGCCGUUCGCGCGUCCGCUGCUCGGGGCGAAGGCUCCUGGGUGUCGCAGGUGGACAGCAAUCUGGCUGCGAGGCAGGCAGAGCCAGCGGGCGGCCGUUGGGCAAGGUGUCUUCGACGAUGCUGUCCCCGCCGAGUGUGGAAUCCAUGA